AUGCCGGUUCGAAAGGUGUGCAUUGUGGGCGCGGGCGUGGCGGGCCUAUAUAUCGCCACGAUCCUCGAUAGCCUCGAGAUCCCGGGCCUGAGCUACGAUAUCCUGGAAUCAAGUGACAGAGUUGGCGGCCGCAUGUAUACGCACAAAUUCAGCGACGCGCCGCAUGAUUACUACGAUAUCGGGGCAAUGCGGUAUCCGUGCAUCAAAAUCAUGGACCGCACGUUUGACCUUUUCGAGCGCAUGGAGCUGCCGCUGAUCAACUACUACUUGGACUCGGACCUCACUCCGAGCCUAUUCAACGACCGCUUCAAGAGUGACGAGAAAGAUCCUUACAACGUCGGCGUCGGUAAAGGUGGCCAAGUUCCCGAUGCAGUGGUGGACUCUGUCAGCAAGCUUCUGGGGGAUGCCUUCAACCCCUACAAAGCUCUACUCAAAGCUGAUUUCAAGAACGGGAUGGAGGAGCUAACUAAAGUGGAUGAGCUCAGUACGCGGGAGUUCCUGAGGUGUGGAGGCCCCGACGGCAAGGGGCCUCGCUAUGACUUUUCUCCAUCCAGUGGAUGGAAACGAUGA
Messenger RNA from Parascedosporium putredinis, 570 nucleotides. The record is from the annotation of a GenBank genome assembly. Lineage: Eukaryota; Fungi; Ascomycota; Sordariomycetes; Microascales; Microascaceae.